Messenger RNA from Cadophora gregata, 747 nucleotides. RefSeq lists its product as uncharacterized. The record is from RefSeq and is a predicted model, not a curated record. Gene Ontology annotation, molecular function: hydrolase activity. Bases 1 to 747 code for a protein of 248 amino acids. NCBI's taxonomy places the organism in Eukaryota, Fungi, Ascomycota, Leotiomycetes, Helotiales, Ploettnerulaceae. The transcript has a single exon.
AUGUCCGUCCCACCAUGCUGUCUCCAAGGCUUUGAUUGGGAUGGAACACCUACUGGACGCAUUGGAAAGCUUGCCAAUAACGAUACAUACAUAGCAGGCAAUAACCACGAUGUAGCAGUCCUACUCAUCCACGAUCUCCUCGGCUGGAACUUCCCCAAUCUCCGUCUACUAGCUGAUCACUACGCUCGUGAGACCAACGCAACUGUGUACCUCCCUGACUUCUUCGGUGGCGAAUCUUUGGCCUCUGGUCCAAUCCUAAGCAACAACUUCCACGAGCUCGAUAUUCCAAGCUUCGUGGCGAAGAACUCUCGAGAGAUCCGCGAGCCGGAGAUCUUUGACUGUGCUAGAGCUUUGCGGGAGAAGUACAAGAAGGUCGGUGCUGUCGGGUUCUGUUUUGGAGGUUGGGCGGUGUUUCGAUUAGGUGCGAAGGAACAUCAGCCUCCUCUUGUCGACUGUAUUUCAGCUGGUCAUCCCUCAUGGCUGACGAAGAGGGAUAUUGAUGAGCUGGCAGUACCGGUGCAGAUUCUGGCGCCUGAGAUUGAUACGCAGUUCACCGCGAAGCUGAAGUUGCAUAGCUUUGAGACUAUUUUGGUUUCAGGGAUUCCGUUUAAUUAUCAGCACUUUCCAGGUGUUGAGCAUGCUUGUUUUACUCGUGGUGAUGAGAAGCAUCUUGGGGAGCGCGAGGCGAUGGUUCGAGGGAAGAAUGCUGCUGUGUGGUGGUUCAAGCAGUUCUUGUUCGAUACUUGA